Messenger RNA from Fonsecaea erecta, 1131 nucleotides. RefSeq lists its product as hypothetical. Lineage: Eukaryota; Fungi; Ascomycota; Eurotiomycetes; Chaetothyriales; Herpotrichiellaceae. The record is from RefSeq and is a predicted model, not a curated record. The coding region runs from base 1 to 1131 and encodes 376 amino acids. The transcript has a single exon.
AUGGCUUCCACAGGGAAAGCAAAGGAACAUGCGAUAUUACCUCCCGAUGCCUUCAAAUAUCUGAAUUCCAUCAAACUUCACCGACCCGACCUUCUCGACCUCCGGAAGCGUGACCGCUCCUUCGACCAUAUACCUCCUCCCAGCCACCGGGUGAUGGUGUACAAGGCAGAGCUUGAGUCCGAAAGGACUCUGAGCACGAUAAAGAAUGCGUAUGAAUGGAUUCCAUACUACACGGAUUGUUGUUUCAAAGAACUUCUUCAAUGGCUUCACCGGUUCGACUUCACUCAAGACGACGAAUUGGAUUUCGCCGGAUUUCUUAGUAAGAUUCUGCGCAGUCAUACGCCGGGUGAUCCAUAUCAUACACCUAUCUUUGAGACUCAAACUCACGAAUUUGAGCUCAUAGGUGGAUACCUUGCACCAAUGAAUGCUGCCGCCGAAAAUAAACCUUUUACAGAUGUCAAGGAUGAGAAGUUCAUGCGGAGGAUCCAUGAGUUCAAACCAGCUCUUCAAGUAGAGUGCGACUCUGGUGCCGAAGAAAGUAUUCUCCCUCUGCGAUUCGGCCUCCCUAUAGGAAAAGUAGUGUGCUCUAAAAAGGAACAGGUACUACGGGGUGAAGAUUUUUUUGAAUGGGGUUAUACUCCAUUUCAUCUUGUCUUCCAUCCAAUUGACAAGAGCUUUUGGAUGGUGGUAGAUCGCUACCGGGACUGGGACGGCCGGCUCUGUUUGGAUGACGACGACGAGCCAUAUUAUCAGGACAACGAAGAAAUAGCGUGGACACUACGCAGCCGACUUGGGGAGUCCAUCGUGAUGGCCGAGGCAUUCCGCCUAGGGUCAAAGGAUUUUUGGUUCCCCCAAGGGCUCGGUCUAAUUGAGACAGAAAAGCAGGCUCGUCCGCUCGACGGCGCCGUAGGCUUCGAUGGCAACAAGUCUGAAGAACCACUACUUCGAUACGACAGAAACGUUCCGCGGCCAACUAUUGAAUUAUCCAGCCUUCCAAGGGUAUCGCUGUUUCGAGACACAGAUCCCCUACAAGUUCACUUGGCAACUCACACCUGCUUCCAGCGCUAUCUUGCAGAAAACGGGGUGGUGCAAGGACAAUCAUGGCUCAGUUUGUCACCAGUGCCUAUUUAA